Trypanosoma theileri is the source of this 2787-nucleotide messenger RNA. Its product is annotated as surface protease GP63. Gene Ontology annotation, biological process: cell adhesion; proteolysis. The record is from RefSeq and is a predicted model, not a curated record. Gene Ontology annotation, cellular component: cytoplasm; membrane. Lineage: Eukaryota; Euglenozoa; Kinetoplastea; Trypanosomatida; Trypanosomatidae. The transcript has a single exon. The coding region runs from base 1 to 2787 and encodes 928 amino acids. Gene Ontology annotation, molecular function: metalloendopeptidase activity.
AUGGAGAAACACUCCAUGCGUCACCUCCUGUGGACUGCAUUGUUCCUGUUAUACUGCAGUUGCGGGUGUUUGGCUGCUGUUGUACAGCAGUUACCACAAAAAGGACAAAGUGCUCUACAUGCGUACACCGUCUCUACUGAUACUAAUGUUCAGACUGACGAUAAGGACUGGCAUCCCAUCCGCAUUGGCGUGUAUACAAAAUUUGUGGAGGAUGUUGUGAAGUAUUGCAACGCAAAAGAGAGAGGUAAGCCUUCUGAGUACACAGAGCUUGACAAUAAACUUAAAGAACUUAAGGAAAAGCUUGAAGAUGAAGAAUUCUAUGAAGAGGAGUUUGCAGGAGAAGACACUUUUAAUCUUGAACGUGAAGUUGAAGAACUUCAAAAAGAACUUAACUUUGAUAGUCGCUGCAAGGAUGGUAUUACGGAGAAAAUAAAAAAAGUUCUUUUUAAGGAGGUCCUGCCCAAAGCCAUCAAAUUACACACAGAUCGCCUUAAGGUGAAACAGAUGGAAAGGACACCAAUUUUAAGCGCUGGUGAGAACAAACGUAUUCAAAAUAGCUGCCAGUUCUUUAAGGAUUCCUUUAAGAGUAAUGUUCAGGAUAGUUCUGAUUUUGAUUUUAUGAUUUUCGUGGGUCUCUCAGACGAACCCAAAAAUGUUGAGAUUUGCAGUAAGGAUGAUGAAAAGAGACCAACGUCUGCCGUCAUCAAAUUUGUCCCAAAGGAGAUAAAAGCAACACGGCACUUUAUUCGUUUAACUGCACAUGAGAUUGCGCAUGGUCUCGGAUUUCAACAUGACCUUAUGAAACAGCUAAACAUGAUCAAAGAGCGUGAGAGUGGUGUCGCACAUAUGCAAAGACACAUUCUUGCAAGAAAGUACUUUAUGGUUAACUCCUCCAAAACAGUCGAAAUGAUGAAGAAUCAUUACAAAUGUGAAAAUAAUGAUAAUAAUAAAGUAGAAGGUUUGUAUUUGGAAAAUCAAGAAGACCACGAGAAUUCUUCCCACUGGGAGAGACUAAUUGCGAAGGAUGAAUUGAUGAGUACGUACAUUGGUGAAACUUCUGGCAUGUAUUACACUAAUCUGACACUCGCGGCAUUUGAAGAUAUGAAAUUCUACAAAGCAGUUUUCGAGAAGGCAGAACCGAUGAGUUGGGGGAAUCAAUCAGGAUGUGAAUUUCUUCAAGGUAAAAAGGAUACGACAAAGACUGAGUAUUCCACUUUGUUUUGCAAGGAUGAUGAUGCGAAGACAAUCCUGAAGUGCACCUCUGACCGUUUUGCCCUUGGUAUUUGCUCAACGAAGGACAACCGAAAUAACUUACCUGAGGGGUACCAAUAUGUUAAGGACAGAAGCACAGGAUAUACAGCGAAAGACUUGAUGGAUGGGCACACAUUCAUCAGACCCUUGGAGGGCACUGCCUGUGAGGGUGGUAAAGAGGAUCUUUUGCCUGGUAGCAUUCGGAGCAGUAUGUCACGGUGUGUGGACUUGAACGCACCGCUGGAGCCGAAGAACAGUAGAAAUGGAGUGAAGUUUCAAGGCAUUUGUGCAAAAGUGAAGUGUAAUAAUGAAACGAAGAAAGUGAGUGUUCUAAAGGGGAACGAUGAGAGUACUGAGGAUAAUUGGCAUAAGUGUCCAGAGGAAGGCGGGUCUAUAAAUAUUGCUCAUGUGGCUGGUACAGAGUUUAGUGGUGGAAGUAUUGAGUGCCCCAAAUACGAAGAAGUCUGCAUUGGGUUGCUGGAAACGGAAGCUCCUACCAACAUUAAGUUUUACAAUGCCAAAAAAAUUACUGACGGGUAUGUUGAUGUAAAUGUUGCGAAAGAAGAAAAAAAAAAAGAAGUGAAACAAGAAAAAAAGAAGCCCAUCGAUGCCCAAACCCAGGUAGUUUCUCCAGAACCUCACACGGCUCCAAGUAAUGUCAUUCAAAAUGUGGACAGUUUGCCGGCCGCUACACCACUUGCACGGGAAAACAAGCACGGGCAAAAAAACCAAGGACCGAUUGUGCCCCAAGACGCUCACGGGAAACACCCGGAAAGUGAAAAUGUUGAGCACACCGGUUCCUCUUCUUUGGGUCCCGAGAGCAACACUGGAAGUCGUGGCACGAGCACUGGUAACAGCGGCUCUGAUGGUUCCGGUGGCGCCAGCGGCAAUGGAGGGAACCUUGUUAAUGUGAGUCAGUCCGCCCAAAGCGAACCUUCUUCAUCCGCUUCUGCUUCUGCCCCUGCCCCUGCCCCUGCCCCUGAUCCUGCCUCUUCAAAGGCCCCUGCACAUGGAAUCUCGCAACAGAUUGCAGAUCAACCAGCAGUAAACAGCGAUCAACAAAAUGAAAAACAAACAUCACCCAGAGCUCAAGACCAACACCAAGCAUCAAACGAAACAGAAAACAAAGUUCAAUCACCAAAUGGUAAGCAAGUGGAAAGCGCUCCAGUAGCUCCCAAUGGUGAAGUUCAUUCAUCCAAUUCCAGUACUAAAGCAUCAGAUGAUUCCACCGACGUCCAAAAUAAUACUCACGGAGAAGAGUCUACACCGAGAAAUCGUCGUGAUACUGCUGAUGCUGCUACUUCUCCAACCACAUCUAAUCCCAACACUGUUGAUGCUGCAAAUGAACCGUCUUCUCACACAGCAAAUAACGCUGCUUUGAAUGGGACAAGCUUAACUGAGGACCAAAUGAAAGAAGAAACACUAAAACAUCCAAAUGUAAUGGGUGCGUUGGGUCCUGACAGCAGCAUCAUGGUCUCCUACAUGGCCCCUCUUGCACUUCUUGUGUGUGUUGUUGGUUUUGUGAUGGUUCCAUGA